AUGGACUACCUAGGACCAUUGCCGGACGGAAAGUAUGCACUAGCAAUGAUCGAUCAACGUUCGAGAUACCCGCUCGUAUCAAUCACACCAAGAACAUCUGCAAAAAAUCUCAUCUCAAUUCUAAAUACAGCCUUUACAAAGUUUGGUUAUCUAGAAACAAUAAUUACUGACAAUGGACCACCUUUUCGGUCAAAUGAAAUCAAACGAUACAUGAAAAUAAAAGGGAUCAAACAUAGAAGGGUGACCCCGUUAUGUCCACAAGCUAACAAUGAAAUUGAACGACUUAUGCUACCUCUAAUGAAAAUUAUAUGUACGGCACACGUCGAACAUAAACCGUAUAUUGAAGAGGUUGAAGCGUUUCUCAUGGCUUACCGAGUAACUCCUCACGUUGCUACAAACAUACCUCCGGCAGAUUCCAGUAUAGACGAGUUUAUGGAUGAAAAACUUACUCACAACGAUCAAAAAUCAAAAAAACGCUCGAAAAGGUAUCGAGACAAUCGCAAUCAAGCGAGACACAGGGAGUUACAAGUGGGAGAUUGCGUACUCGUUAAACAAAAGAGGAAAAAUAAACUUACACCGCCAUAUAACCCAAUUCCAUACCGAGUCACCGACACAAGAGGUACGAUGAUCAACGCCCAGAAUCAAAGGACAAAGUGCCAACUUUCCCGAAAUAUAUCGCAUGUUAAGAAAAUCCCGGAGGAAACCAAGGAACAACCGACUGAUAUUGACUUUGAAGAGGAGGAAGAAGAUGAAGGAAACCAUGGCGGAGACCGUACUGACCUUGAAGUCGAACAACCCCAAACAAUUCCACCAUUACAACAACAAGAACAUACGACGACCAAGGAAGUUUUUCGGAAAACGUAUCCGCGACGUAUCAGGCGACCGCCAAACGAAUGGAGCAGGAGGGGAAGUGCCUUCUUAUUGAAUAUAGUCACUUUUCCAAACUUGAGUAAGCAUCUCUCGACAGUGCGCCAUUACAAUCUUUAA
Molecule: messenger RNA, 987 nt
Organism: Hydractinia symbiolongicarpus
Lineage: Eukaryota; Metazoa; Cnidaria; Hydrozoa; Anthoathecata; Hydractiniidae
Exons: 2
Coding region: 1-987 (328 amino acids)
Biological process (GO): DNA integration
Molecular function (GO): nucleic acid binding
Source: RefSeq, a predicted model, not a curated record